AUGGAAAAAUCGCGGUCAAGAUCCCCUAGGUGGAAGGCCAGACCUCCCCCACAAAGAAGCCCAGAGCGUAACAGACAUAGACAAGAUUAUUAUCACAAUAACAAUGACUUCCAUAGAGACUCAAGAAGGUCAACACACUGGGAGAGUGAUCAGCAUAGGCAGAACAAUUCUAGAUUUGAUUCCUACAGUCACUUUAGUGAUAAUUUGUUUGAACAAGGUACAUUUGACACCAAUCAAAGAAGAUCCCCAUUCGAGGCAAACAGUCGACUGAAGAGAGUGUACUCUCCCGAGCGAAGGGGAGAAAGCAAUAGAAGAUUCCCCACAAAACCUGAAGAAACAAAUUGCAGAGAGAAUACAAGAAACUUCCAUAACCACAGAAAUCAUGAAAGAAAUGGUGAUAAUCCCAAUGUACAUAACAAUGGUUUUAAAACAGGAAGACGUGAGGACAACUUUCAGAGACCAUACAACAGAGACCAUAAUAAGAACUGGCAUGAAAGUGAUGGCUAUUGGAAUCAGCAUGAUCCAACAAACCAGUAUUUGUCUCCUCAUAGAAGAAGACCCGAAGAACAUGAACGAAAGUCAUUUCAGAAGAGGUAUCCUGAGGAUGAUUACAGAGAACAUGAACCACUUCAUAAGAGAGCCAGAGAAGCUGAGCGACAUGACUUUCGACCACCUCAGAAAAGCUCCUACUGGAAAGAUGACCAUCCAGAAAAAUCAUAUUAUUCCAAAGAGUGGUCAAAGGACAUGGAUUACAGAGAUCCUACUUCAAUUGCUCAGGAGAAGCAUUCAGGAGCCUUAACCAAAAUCGAAUAUGACUAUGGUCAUAGAUCACCAUCAUAUGUAUAUACUGAGCAAACAUCGGAAGAUGGACAUGUCGAAAGGCACAGCCAUGUUGAGAGGCACAAUCGGCAUGAAGAGAGAAAAAAUGAAUCUACCAAGACUUCUCAAUACUACAAGACAUCAGAUAGUAGUAGCAGGGAAAGGAGGAGGCAUGAUGAUAGGUCUUUGGAGACAGUGUCUAAAUACAGUUCAAAAAAACAUGACAAUAAUACAGUUUCCAAAAAUGAUAUUGACGUGAAGCACACAAGUCAUAAGCACAAGGAAAAGAUGAGAAAAGAAGGUGAUUACCAGGGGAGAAAAGAAUACCAGAAGGAUCCAAUUUCUCUACUCCAUCUGAGAAGCCAAAGUCCCCAAACUCCAGACCCAAAAGGUGUAUUGAAGAUUACAUCUGAAAAAGAAUCUAUCGUUGUUAAUUUGGAUUUGAAGAAAUCAUCGGAUAAGUAUAGACAGUCUCAUGAGCAAAGGAACAAACCCAAAUACCUGCCACCACUAUCUAACACCACCCAAGGACAGGGGAUUUCAGAAGAGAAGCAGAUUUUAGUUGGGGAUAUGCAGAAAAGGAGCAAUUCUACAACCAAGGACAGACAGCUGUCUCAUGAUCUUGUAGCUGUUGCUGGAAAAGAGGCGUUCCAUCCAGUGUUUGAACACCUAGAGUCUUCAUUGCAGGGUGGCAUUAAUGCAACAAAUUCUGAAUUUACUCAGAAAAUUAUAACCAUCAUUCACGAAGUCAAAGCAAACCAUUUCAGGUCAACUGACAUGUCGCUGCAUGAACGCUUCACCAAACUGCAAGCAGAGAGCAAUAAACAGGAAUUAAACCUUAAUAACUCUACACCACAAAUCUAUCCGGAGAUUCAUAGGAGAAUUGAUAUUUCUUUGGAAGAGCUUCAGAGCAAAUCUCUUCGCAAAACAGAGGACAUUGCCCCAGGAAGCCAUAGAGUAAUUGAAGAUCCAAAUGACUUACGACAUGAUAUAGAGAGGAGGCGGAAACAGAGACUACACAGUGAACAUAAUGGUAGUGCGGAUACUAGCUAUGGUAACAGUGACACUUCAAGCAGCUGUUAUACACUUCCAUACCAGGAAACUGGAGAAUUUCAGAGUUCAUGCAGGGUGUGCAGGCCACCUUUCCGAAAGUCAGCAGGAAGGCCUCCAGUUAGGGGUGCAUAUUACAGAGGAAAAUCCAGCCAGUACUACACUUCACUGAACGAUUUUUGAAGACAGUGAUGAGAUUAGAAAGCCUUACAAGGGAUGGGGAAACCCAACUGCAAGAAUAUAA
Messenger RNA from Staurois parvus, 2113 nucleotides. The record is from the annotation of a GenBank genome assembly. NCBI's taxonomy places the organism in Eukaryota, Metazoa, Chordata, Amphibia, Anura, Ranidae.